CGCACCGCCCUCCGCCUUCGCCUCCGCCUCCUCGCCUUGCCGACCUCGACCCUCAGCCCCACGCCCACCAUGCCCGGACUCGAACUCGCCAAGGACGCCGUUCACCAGCACAAGCUCACGACCUUGACCGCGACCGCCGCCAUCGACGACGUCUUUGCGUCUGACGACGCCGUAAAGCCCAUCAGCGGCGGCGUCUUUACCGUGACGGCCGGCGAUGACCUGCUCAAGUACACGUACCACUACGACGAGCUCAAGGUCAUUCUCGAGGGCACGAUCGUUCUCGAGGACGCCGACUCGGGCAACAAGCUUGAGGCGACGGCCGGCGACAUCAUCAACAUCAAGAAGGGCACGACCGUCAUCUUUUCGUCGCCCGAUGCAGGCCGAGCCUUCUACGUCGGGCAGCGCAAGUUGCGCGACUUCUAGAUCGGCGCCUUGCUCGAAGAUACUCGAGCGGGACGAGGAGGUGGAGCGCACGCUCGUGGCGACCGGGUCGUCAUCUCUGUAUCUGUAUCUGUAACUCGCAGUCAGUCCCGUUCUUCGC
Molecule: messenger RNA, 541 nt
Organism: Rhodotorula graminis WP1
Lineage: Eukaryota; Fungi; Basidiomycota; Microbotryomycetes; Sporidiobolales; Sporidiobolaceae
Exons: 4
Coding region: 70-423 (117 amino acids)
Source: RefSeq, a predicted model, not a curated record